Messenger RNA from Prorocentrum cordatum, 2926 nucleotides. NCBI's taxonomy places the organism in Eukaryota, Dinophyceae, Prorocentrales, Prorocentraceae. The record is from the annotation of a GenBank genome assembly.
CCAUUGUGGCUCAAGCCAUGCCGACUCCAACCACAUAGUGCUCAAACCACUGUGGUGCCAUCUCUUUCCAGAUGUCAGACAGGCGGCGAGAAUAUCGACGAGAGGCUGUUUCUUUGGAGGUGACAAUUAAGAAGUGUGUUCAGGGAAGACAGUGGAGCGCAGCAUUGCAUUUGCUCCGCGAAGGCAUUCGAUUAGGUGUGGAACUUUUUGAAGGCCACUACAUGGUGAAUGUCGGCGCAUACAGACAAAGAGGACAGUGGCAACUCGCGCUGUCGCUGCUCAGUGAACUGUGGCAGUCGCAGAUGAAGGCCAGCGUCAUCAGCUAUAGCGCUGGGGUCAGCGCGUGCGAGCAGGGUGGGCAGUGGCAGCGCGCUUUGGCGAUUCUCAGCGAGAUACGGGAGGCGAAGGUGAGGCUCGACGCCAUCAUCUUCAACGCUGGUAUCAGCGCGUGCGAGAAGAGUGGGCAGUGGCAGCCAGCUUUGGUGCUAUUCAGCGAGAUGUGGGAUGCCAAGCUGGAGCCCGACGUCGUCAGCUUCAACGCUGGGAUCAGCGCGUGCGGGAGCGGCCAGCAGUGGCAGCAAGCUUUGGCGCUGCUCAGCGAGAUGUGGGAUGCGAGGUUGGAGCCCGACUCAUCAGCUACGGUGCUGGUGUCGGCGCGUGCGAGAAGGGCAGGCAGUGGCAGCGAGCUCUGGCUCUGCUCAGCGCGAUGUUGGAGGCCAAGCUGGGCCCCGACGUCGUCAGCUUCAACGCUGGCAUCAGCGCGUGCGAGAAGGGCGAGCAGUGGCAGCGGGCUUUGGCGCUGCUUCGCGACAUGCUGGAGGCGAAACUGGAGCCAAUCAGCUACGUUGCUGGGAUCAGCGCGUGUGAGAAAGGCGGGCAAUGGCAGUGGGCUCUGACGGUUCUCAGCGAGAUGCAAGAAGCGAGGCUGGAGCCCAACACCAUCAGUUAUGGCGCUGGGAUCACCUCGUGUCAGAAGGGCGGACAGUGGCAGCGGGCUUUGGCGCUGUUCAGCGAGAUGUGGGAGGCGCAGGUGUAUCCCGACGCUCGCAGUUACUGCGCUUGCGUGAGCGCGUGUGAGGAUGCCAGCAAGUGGCAGCAGGCUUUGGCGUUGCUCGUCGAGAUGUGAUUAGUGAGGCUGUAGCCCGGCGCCAACAGUUACACCGUUGGGGGUGAGUGCCUGCGAGAAGGGCGGUCAGUGGCAGCGGGCUUUGGCGCUGUUCAGCGAGAUGUGGGAAGCGCAGGUGUAUCCCGACGCCCGAAGCUACUGCGCUGGCGUGAGCGCGUGCGAGGAGGCCAGCAAGUGUUCAGCGAGAUGUGGAAGGCGCAGAUGUAUCCCGACGCCCGAAGCUACUGCGCUGGUAAGCGCGCGUGCGAGGAGGCCAGGGAGUGGCAGCGGGCUUCGGCGCUGCCCAGCGAGAUACGAUAAGCGAAGCUGGAACCCAACAGCAACAGUUACAGCGCUGGGCUCAGCCUCUGCGAGAACGGCGGGCACUGGCAACAGGCUCUGUUCGUUCGGCGUUGCUCAAGACGGAAGUGAAGCCCAACGCCAUUGCCAGUGGCAAUGCUGUCGCCAGCGCGUGCGAGUCGGCCAGGGAUAGGUUCAAAGCGCCGUCGCUGCUCCAGAAGGCGGGGAAGCGAGGCUGGAGACGGACGACGUCAGCCAGGGCAUGCGAGAAGGGUGGGCGUGGCCGGAAGCGCUGUCGCCGGCCAGGGGGAAUCUCGGCUGCACGCAGGAGCAACCCUUCGCAGGAGUGACUUCUUGUGCGGGCCCUCUCGGGACCCCCGAUCGCCGGAUGCGAGGCGGCAGCAGGGGCCUGCGCGCUUGGGUUUGGCCCUCCUGCGCCCCCCCCUGAGCCUGCGCACGAAAGGCCACUCUGGCCGACGCCGGCGGCCCACGGAGUGGGGUGGCGCGAGGGGGCUGGCCUCUCAGAGGGGCGGGGGGCUUCUUGGACGGUGGGGGGCCUUCUCGGGAGCGCCUGGAUGCCUCUGAGGAGGCCUCUCAGGAGCUGGGGGGGCUUCUCCUAACCCCCCGCCCUCUCAGCCGCGCCCCUGUGCGCGCCACCAGCGAUCGUCACUCUUGCGCGUGCUACAGAAAUCGGGGAAGCGAUGUUGGAACCGACGGUUAUCGGGUACGCUGCUGGCUCUGGAGGAUGCGGGCGGCAGUCGGCUGAGCAGCGUCGCUGGUGUUGGCGCGUCUGUGAGAGGGGGCGGGCAGUGGCCACAGGCACCGUCACUGCUCGGGGAUAUCAGGGAAGCAAAGUUGAAGUCAGGAUUGGCGGUGUGUGUGUGUGUGUGUAUGUGUGGGUGUAGCGUGCUUCUCGGCCCUUGCACCCAGAUCGGGCCUGGGCGCUCCGCAGUCUCUACCCCAGGCCCUCCAGGCUUUCUCCGGCACGGCGCUCGCUGUCUUUCCGGACUUGUCCUAUCCCUCCUUCUCCUUCCUUCGCCAAUCGCCAUCUCGGCUCAGGUCUUGAUGCGCCAGGGACAGGACUCCGCCCUUCGGGUGUGCGGCUUCUUUCGUCUCUUCACCACCGUACAGCACGCAGGGUAGGAUCGGCUCUCUGCCACUUUCCCUGCCACACGCGGGCGUAGCUAACGAACUUCGUAUACUUACGCGCGAAAGCGCGCUGGCGUUGCAUCCGGCCCCUGGAUAUGGGCGGGCCCAGCGCGACAGCCUUGCAUGCACGCAAGGCUUGCUGCCGCUUAUUCCGACUCCACGGCUGCUCCUUCGUGCGUGGCCAGCACUCUUUCGCAUCGCUUGCGCUGUGGGCCCGCCCCCGCGCGGGUGUGUGGGUCGAGGAUGCCGAAUUACCGUCAGACCACCGAGUGCUGACCCCAUCAGGUUGACAGAUUUUGCUCCCUAGUCUGCUGUGAACAGCCCGCGAGGGUUGAGGGACCUGAGGCGACACGUUCGUGAAACAAAGCAUGC